AUGCCGCCUCGGUCAGAAAUCCUUUCUGUGCCCCACCCGCUGAUUGUAGCUUUGCCCGGGACAGAGCAACUGUUUGAGAUGACAUCUGACUCCAGCCUGAGCCUGAGGUUUGCCUCUCACAGUCCGUCAGCUCUGCUCCGGCGGGGGGUAUUUGGUGAUUAUUAUCACUUCCGGCAUCGCACAGUGGUGAAGAGAUCUUUGUCUGAUCACAGAGGGACACAAGUCCGUCUCGAAAGAGAUCCCAAGGUGACUUGGGCUGAGCAACAAGUGUCGAAAAAGAGGAAAAAGAGGGACAUCUACCAAGAACCAUCAGAUCCCAAGUUCAGAGACCAGUGGUACCUGUACAACCCAAACCACCGUGACCUGAAUGCCAGAUCUGCGUGGGAGUUGGGCUACACAGGUAAAGGAGUGGUGGUGUCCAUCCUGGAUGAUGGAAUAGAGAAGAACCAUCCUGACCUAAUGCAAAAUUACGACCCGGAUGCCAGCUACGAUGUGAAUGAUGGCGACCCAGAUCCCCAGCCCCGAUACACGCAGCUUAAUGACAACAGGCAUGGAACACGAUGUGCAGGAGAGGUGGCAGCGGUAGCCAACAACGGGAUCUGCGGAGUCGGUGUGGCAUACAAUGCCAAGAUUGGAGGUGUGCGUAUGCUGGACGGAGAGGUGACUGACAUGGUGGAGGCCCAGUCCCUCAGUUUGAAUCCCCAACACAUCGACGUCUACAGCGCCAGCUGGGGCCCGGAGGACGACGGCAAAACUGUGGACGGACCUGCCAAACUGGCCAAAGAAGCUUUUCUGCGUGGAGUUACAGAGGUUUGUGUUUGAGAAUCUUUGUGUGAGACUGAAAUUAUUUACUGCCUGUGUGUAACUUCCUUUUAGCGGCCAGUAAUUGAACUGUUCAAGCAUGAGAGGACACACAAGCGGGAAGAACAAAGCAAUUUAUGACCCUGACAAUUAUGAAUGGAAGGGAAUGUCCGCUAAAAGCCACGACGGAGUAAAAUCUUUAAAAGUUAAUAGAAGAAGGUGCACUGAGAGAAAUUAAGUAUGAAUAGUUUUUGUUAGUUGAAAGGUGCUUCUUUAAUUGCAACCUCUUUUAUCUCAACUCUUUCAAUCUGUC
This is a messenger RNA of Notothenia coriiceps (black rockcod), 1114 nucleotides long. RefSeq names its product furin-1-like. Gene Ontology annotation, molecular function: serine-type endopeptidase activity. Gene Ontology annotation, biological process: peptide hormone processing. Gene Ontology annotation, cellular component: trans-Golgi network; Golgi membrane. The record is from RefSeq and is a predicted model, not a curated record. The transcript is spliced from 7 exons. Bases 1 to 822 code for a protein of 273 amino acids. Lineage: Eukaryota; Metazoa; Chordata; Actinopteri; Perciformes; Nototheniidae.